AUGGAUUUAACACCAAGAAUUGUUUACAAAAACUACGUCUUCAGUGACAACCCAAAUCACUACAGUAAUAUCGUUGCCCAACAACAACAACAACAACAAUUACCAGUUAAGUUUAGUUAUUUACCAUAUCCUAACAUGGCAGUAAUGUCUGACGGUAAUCCAAUAGCUGCAGGUUCAGCUAUUACGUCAACAAUCAAUACACCAGGUGUGUAUUCGAAUUAUUAUAAACCAACAAUUUCUGCUACUUCUUCUCCACCUUAUCAAUAUCAAACUAAUAUUCCUCAAACUAAAUUUUAUGAUACUCAACAAAUUCAUUACAGUAGUAAUAGUAAUAAUAUUUCACGUGUAAACUCAAACUCUAAUUUUAAGUUACCUCCUAUCUCCAGUAUUAUGGGGCCAAAUAAUAAUAAAAAUAAUAAUCAAAAUGAAUCUGUUGUAAGUACUCCAACAAAUGAUGGAAUUGUGACAGGUCACAUCCUUGACAAUACUCGUAGUAGUUAUUCAUCAAGUAAUUCAUCUCCAAUUACACCAAGAAGUAAAAUGAUGGUUGUAAUGGGCAAUCCUCUAAUGGUUCCCAAUGUAGUAACACCCGUUUACCAAGAUAUGGCAAGUACUGCUAGUACUACUGCUAGUACUUAUGCAGCCUUAUCACCAGGUUCUUUGACUCCACCUGUGUUUGUUACUCAUUCUCCUGUAUCUAGUAACAACGGUGAGACAGUUUCUCCAAAGAUUGGCAGUGCCGCAACUGUGUCAAAUAAUACGAAAAUUGAACCAAAAAUUUAUAAUUCAAAACCUGAAAGAAAAUCAAGAAGAAAGAAAUUUGUGUGUGAUGGUAUCGGUAAACAUCUAAGCCCCGAAAUCAGACAAAAGAAACAAUGUCCUGUUUGUGGAAAGAAAUGUUCCAGACCUUCUACAUUAAAGACCCACUACCUAAUUCAUACAGGUGAUAAUCCUUAUUGUUGUACUAGACCAGGUUGUACUAAAAGUUUUAAUGUGAAGAGUAACUUACAGAGACACAUUAGAAGUCAUGAUAAAAAACUAUCAAAGGCAAUAAUACAACCCUCUCAAAUUACAAUGCAGUUACCACAUCAACAGCUGUACUGA
This is a messenger RNA of Maudiozyma barnettii, 1104 nucleotides long. Its product is annotated as C2H2-type zinc finger protein. Bases 1 to 1104 code for a protein of 367 amino acids. The transcript has a single exon. Gene Ontology annotation, cellular component: nucleus. Gene Ontology annotation, molecular function: DNA-binding transcription activator activity, RNA polymerase II-specific; RNA polymerase II cis-regulatory region sequence-specific DNA binding. Gene Ontology annotation, biological process: regulation of transcription by RNA polymerase II. The record is from RefSeq and is a predicted model, not a curated record. Lineage: Eukaryota; Fungi; Ascomycota; Saccharomycetes; Saccharomycetales; Saccharomycetaceae.